UUGCCCACUAGAUCUGUUUAUUUUUACGUAAACUCGUGCAUUGUCGCUUGUUUGAGUGAGCUGACCACUCGCUUUGAUCAAUUUAGAGUUGGAGUGUAUGGACCAGAAGUGGAGUUAUGAUCUGGCCAGUUUAUUACGUGUACAUAAACCACAUUUUAUCAAUAUAACAUGUAAAGGCAGUGAUAAUGGAUUUGUUGCCUAUCAACAUGCACUUACUGGGCGUUUUUCGCACCAUCAAAUAGUAUGGAAAAAAAAUGGCAAAGCUUUUCCUUAUCCGUUGACAUUUCCUGUGAAAUUUUGCCCUUUUGAUGAGAAUCUCUGCUUUGGACCGCAUAUGACUCAAGCAGAUCUACCCAAUGUAGCCUACCUUCACCUGUAUGUUAUUGAUUCAGCGUCUGUUGAUGAAUAUCGCACAUCCGUCAGGCACAACGUUUCUGAAUGGUUUGCAACUGUAAGUAGUAAAAGCGAUGUCCAGUGGUUGAUAGUUUUUGAUUCAACGAGAGCAAAAGAUAAGAAGAACAGAACCAGUUUGCUGGAGAAGUUGCGCCACGACUUUAGCAAGCACACUAGCAGGCUGAUCGAAGUUUCUGAUUCUGUGGAACAUGGUUCAUUCUCUGGCUUAACCCAAGCGGUGCAGAAUGCUCUCCUCAGCCAUCUCGAUAUCCUUGUUGGGACUUGGGAAGCUUCGUUGAAUGGAUCUCGUGCCAAGUAUACAGAAUCAAAUUGGAAUCUAUCUUCAUAUUGUUCUUCAACGAUGGAAUACGCGCGGUUGUAUUGGAGCCUUGGUGCCCUAGAUCAUGCCCUUACCAUAUAUGAUGAGCUUGAUGCGUUCCUUAUGAGCAUCGUCACCGAAAUGUGUGGAAUUGAGGCGGGACGUGAACCGCGUUGGGUUGUUUCAUUGCGAAGCGGAGCAUUGCCUUUUCGCUCGCUGUACUCUUCAUUUGAGCAGGCAAAGCUCGACUGCAAGAAAGAUCACGGUUUAGUAGCCAUUCGGCAUUUCCUGUUGGCACAACAAAUAUUACUCAGCCUUCACAUGUAUAAUGCACGACAUCGCUCACGAGGAGCUCCACCAUCUAUAAGAGUCGAUUUUGCUACAUUGGUACUACGGUAUGCGAGGCAUGUGAUUAGCACCGCAGCGGAUCAGUCACGUUUUGCCUUGAUGAAUGUCGACUCUGCAAGAUUAGCAUGUUGGAGCCUUGUUGUGUCUGGAGAAGCCUUGCACAUUGCUGGGCUUUUGGCGGAUCCCUCGUCAGUAGACGCCGCUGCAACGGCUAUGUGUGCUCUACAAAUGCAGCGUUUUUUCUCUAUGCUCGAUUUGGCGAAAUUGGAGGAACCUGAGAAAGCCGAAGCAAAAAGUGCAUUGCUUGAAUGGCUUUCAGUAGAGGAUCCCAGUGGAAGUCAGGAGUUUUUGCGAGAUAUACUACAGUCGCGGACUGGUUUUGCUCAUCAGCUAUCGAAGGCUCAUGAUGCUGCGACGUCUACGUUACUUCAAUGGGGUCGAAGCCGGCAAGCGGCGCAUAUAGGCUAUAAGAUGGCGGAAUGGCUGAGGAGGAAUGGUAAAGAAGAAGCUGCUGUUCCUUUGGAACUGCGGUUCAUCUCUUCUUUACUGGAAAGCGGCAUGAAAUCACAGGCAGUGGUAGAUGUAAUGAAGCGUGUUGUACCUUAUCUGAAGGAUGAUAUUGACUUUGAACGACUGCUUUCAUUUCGACUGUUUAUGGCUGUUCAUGAGAGCGACGAAGUGGAGCGGAGGAAGAUUGCGGAAGAUCUUAUCAGUCAGAUCAGCAGAAGGAAUCUCGGGCAGAAAAUUAGCCUGACUGAACCGCCCGGAAUACCCAAGAAUAUUUUCCAAGCUGUCGUUGGAGGUUUUACACCGUUAGUACAAAUACCCAAUGGCCGCGCCUCGAUGGAUUUCUUCGUAACGUCAUCACUGUCGAUCGUGAUACAAAAUUUCUGCCUGAGGGUCAAGUUAAGAGAGGUGGAUAAGCAUGUACUGUCGAGGCGGAAACGACCAGUAUACGAUGUCCAAUAUAAUGAACGUGAGCAAGUAUGUCGCAUUGUGACACUAGAAAAGCAAUCUACAUCACGGCGAAAGUCACGCCUGAGCCCAAGGCAGUCCUUUGAUACACACACCGCUGAAGAAAUUCUGCUCACCUGCUCUAAUCAGGAGUUAGCGCCUGGUGGAAAUGAAAUCACGGUGUCCGCCGUAGCCAACUCGCGUGGUUGCUUCCUUCUCGAAUCGGUGCAAGCGACUUUGUUUGAUGGGGCAUUAACGGUAGACAUCGACGACGUUACUACUCGACGAUUUGUCACAGUAUUCGUGCAAAGCACGCCUAAUAAGCUAUGGAUAGACGAUAGUAAAGAUCUCUUAGCAGGAGUGGCUCAGCGAGUGAAUGUUACCAUCGAAGCUGGGUCAUCUGUUGAUUGUUCAAGAAUUGAAGUUCGAGCGGAUACGGGCGAGGGAAUUGAAUUUUUGGGUUCUGAUGGAAAAUGGUUACCAAACAUUACCGUAGAGAUUCCUCCACUUGGUGUGAGUGCACGACACACAUUCGAAUUAGUAUUAUGUCUCCUGAUGGAUGCAGGAUUGACAGCCUCUCCAGCGAUAAGAAAGGCAAAGAUAUCAUUUGAUUGGCUGGGAAGAGUAUGGACCGUCGAAUUGCCAUUCGUUGCGUUGUUGAUACUGACUUCAAGUACUUCUAUGCUCGAAAACAAGACCUUGUUCGAACUUGAAGUUGCGCGCGCCGUCGGCCAUGCUGAGGAAUGGACAGUGGUUUUGGAAAAUGCUGUUAUCGAAGCAGUGGACCCAAAAGCUGGCGAAGAUGAGCCAAAUAAGCUUGCGAAGUUAAUCAAUAAUGAUCUUGGAGAACUGAUACCGAAUGUUGUGGCAAGUCUGAUUUGGGUCUUACCAUUGACAAGCGAAUUACCGAUCUCACAUAAGCUCUCAAUAGACUAUCGAGUGAAGUCCAGUAAGAAAGCAGAGUCAAAUGGCAAAAGUGAGGAUUUUAUUGAUCGAUUGUAUACUUACCGGGAAACGUUUGAUCUCCGUGUACCUAAGGUAGGCUACGAAUUAUGUGCGCAGAUGCUCUCACAACAGCCAGGUGCUCAGUUGUGUCGCGCUGGUUCCGCCUGUGAUCUCGUAAUAUCAUUGAGGUCGCUCUCAUCAACACCUAGUGUGGAGGUGGUCUACAUUGUGCUAGAUGCUGACGAGAAGUUAUGGACACUCACCGAAAGAGCUAAAGUGCUUCACGUGAAAGAAUCGGGCUUGGGUCAGAUUGCCUUCAGUGUGGUACCUUGUGCUGCCGGCUUCUUGCCGUAUCCAUCAGUCUCAGUGUACAGCUGUAAAACCCUUGGGCCUCAUAUGAGCGAAACUUGGACAGAAGGUGUAGAUAUUCUGCCUGGUGUUCCAUUGUUGUCCUUUCUUCGGACGGCAGGAAAACAAAUUCGAGUUCUGGCGGCUACCCAUGUGGAACCAGAAUCUUCGGGACAGAAGAAGGGGCUUAAACAUAAGCUUGGUAAGCUGUUCGAUUGAACCACAUCGACUUCAGUCUAUCAUCACUACCCCAUCACUUUCUUGAACGACUCUGUUUAUCUGCAUCUGACUCCAUACGGGUGCCCCAAAUCUAGCGCAAGGA
Messenger RNA from Cylicocyclus nassatus, 3629 nucleotides. NCBI's taxonomy places the organism in Eukaryota, Metazoa, Nematoda, Chromadorea, Rhabditida, Strongylidae. The record is from the annotation of a GenBank genome assembly.